CGAAAUAAAUUUAAUAUGUCAAACUUGUCGACGAAUCCUGAUUUGUUGAAAAUGUAUUGCAUCAAGGUCGACAUCAAAAAUAAGCGAACGAUACUCACCAGUGAAAAAAUCCCUGAGAGGGAAACCGAUACAGAUGUCAUCGUCAAAGUGGCUUAUGCUGGAUUUUGUGGAACAGAUUGGCAUAUUAUCAAUGGAGAAUUCGAUGCCGAAGAUGGAAUAACAUUAGGACAUGAAUUCGUUGGAAGCAUCGCUGAUAUUUCACCGAAAUAUUCUCAUUUGGUGAAAGGUGAUCGAGUCGCUGUUAAUCCGAAUAUGAGUUGCGGAAUUUGCAUACCCUGCAAAAGAAAGAAGAGUAUUUUCUGCGAAGAAGGAAGCUUGAAGCAUACCAUAGGCAUAGCUAGUAACGGUGGUUGGGCUGAAUACGCCAAAGUUCAUGUCUCUCUGGUAGCCAAAGUACCUGAUGAGGUUUUACUCAGCCAAGCUGUAUUAUGCGAGCCUUUAUCAUGCGUAAUUCACGGAUUGGAUAAACUAGGACUAGAUCUCGAUAUGGGUUGCAAUAUACUGGUAAUUGGCGUGGGAAUAAUCGGACUUUUAUGGAGUUGUUUAUUACACGUAAUGGGACAUAGAAAAGUAACAGUUCUUGAACCAAACAUUAAUCGUAGACAACUCUUGUUGAAAGCAGGUUUAGGAUACAGAUGCACAACUCAUGAAGAAUUAUUACAAGAAAAUCCGAAUUACAAAGCUGAUAUCUGUAUUGAUUGUAGUGGAAAUGCGGAAGCUAUGCAAGCAACUAUUCCUUUAAUUCAAAGAGGGGGUACAUUUCUAAUAUUUGGCGUUGCUCAUCCAGAUAAACAGAUAACAAUAAAUCCUUAUAAAUUAUUCUACGAAGAAAUAUCCAUUCUGGGAGUAAACAUAAAUACACCUAAUACCUUUGAAAGAUCCAUGUCCUAUAUUGAAUCAAUGUCAAAAACAUAUCUUACCAUGGAAAUUUUGGGAAUAAAAACGUUUCCAUUGAGCGAGCAUGAAGCUGCAUUGAAAGCAUUUUCGAGUGGUUCAUUUACUAAAAUAAUGUUCGAAGUUUGAUUAACAAGAUUAGGUGAUACAUACUUAAUUUGACUCAGAGAGACAUUUUACACGAUGGGAUUAUUCAGUAGACCUUUCUAGACACCUAGACAGGUACCCAAAUUUAUGUACACAGAUAACUUCAAGUUUUUUUUCAAUGUUAUCGUUUUAUUUUAAAUCUAUAUCGCACCAAUAAAACUUAAACAGGCGUUGAAUUUUUGUGAGCUAAAUAAUUGAAAGCUUAUAGGAUUUUUUAUUAUUUAUUUAUUUUUUAUUUGAUGCCGACAUCCGACUUUCAUUCUAAAUUUUCUUCGUAUUUAUCAACAUAAGUAUAAGUAGGUAUUAAUUUUACGCUAGAAUAUUAAGUAGGUACCUACAUUGUUGUUUUCUUCUACAUGUAUAAGCUGAUAUUAUUGAACUAUAAAACAUACGUUUACUGAA
Molecule: messenger RNA, 1503 nt
Organism: Planococcus citri (citrus mealybug)
Lineage: Eukaryota; Metazoa; Arthropoda; Insecta; Hemiptera; Pseudococcidae
Product: D-altritol 5-dehydrogenase-like
Exons: 8
Coding region: 16-1083 (355 amino acids)
Source: RefSeq, a predicted model, not a curated record